This is a messenger RNA of Erinaceus europaeus (western European hedgehog), 4178 nucleotides long. RefSeq names its product integrin subunit alpha 4 (gene ITGA4). Bases 127 to 3228 code for a protein of 1033 amino acids. Gene Ontology annotation, biological process: integrin-mediated signaling pathway; cell adhesion mediated by integrin; cell-matrix adhesion. The record is from RefSeq and is a predicted model, not a curated record. NCBI's taxonomy places the organism in Eukaryota, Metazoa, Chordata, Mammalia, Eulipotyphla, Erinaceidae. Gene Ontology annotation, cellular component: external side of plasma membrane; integrin complex. The transcript is spliced from 28 exons. Gene Ontology annotation, molecular function: integrin binding.
GCCCGCCCGCCGGCGCCCACACGCCGCGCCUCUGCUCCGGGGCGCUGGUCCCCCGGCCCCCACCGCCUCCCGCGCAAACUUGGGGCCGGCGGCUGUUGGCAGUUGGAUGUCCGCCCCCGAGAGCGCAUGGCUGGGGAAGCGAGGCGCGGCUCGGGCCCCCGAGGGGGCGCCGUGCUGGAGCCCGUGAUGCUGCUGCUGUGCCUGGGGAUCCCCACCGGGCGCCCCUACAACGUGGACACCGAGGGCGCGCUGCUGUUCCGCGGCCCGCCCGGCUCCCUGUUCGGCUACUCGGUGCUGCUGCACGGCCACGGCGCCGACCGCUGGUUGGUGGUGGGCGCGCCCAGGGACAGCUGGUCCAGCAACGCUUCCGUGCUCAAUCCCGGAGCGAUUUAUAGAUGCAGGAUUGGAGAGAAUCCAGGCCGGACCUGCGAACAGCUCCAGCUGGGUAGUCCUAGUGGAGAACCAUGUGGAAAGACUUGUUUGGAAGAAAGAGACAACCAGUGGCUGGGAGUCACGCUUUCCAGGCAGCCAGGAGAAAAUGGAUCCGUAGUGACUUGUGGACACAGGUGGAAAAACAUUUUUUACAUGAGGAAUGAAAAUAAGCUCCCUAGUGGUGCUUGCUAUGGUUUGCCCUCUGAUCUGAGAACAGAACUGACUACAAGAAUGACUCCUUGUUACCAAGAUUAUAUGAAGAAAUUUGGAGAACAUUUUACAUCAUGUCAAGUUGGAAUAUCUAGUUUUUACACAGAGGAUUUAAUUGUGAUGGGAGCUCCAGGAUCAUCUUACUGGACUGGCUCUGUUUUUGUCUACAAUGUAACAACAAAUAAAUACAAGGCUUUUGUAGACAUAGGAAAUCAAGUAAAAUUUGGAAGCUACUUAGGCUACUCAGUCGGAGCUGGUCAUUUUUGGAGUCCACACAGCACUGAAGUAGUUGGAGGUGCACCCCAACACGAACAGAUUGGUAAAGCAUACAUUUUCAGCAUUGGUUCAAGAGCCCUAAACAUAUUAUAUGAAAUGAAAGGUAAAAAGCUCGGCUCUUACUUCGGAGCUUCUGUCUGCGCUGUGGACCUCAAUGCAGAUGGCCUGUCAGACUUACUCGUGGGAGCUCCCAUGCAGAGCACCGUCAGAGAGGAGGGAAGAGUGUUUGUGUACAUCAACUCUGGCAGGGAAGCAGUGAUGAAUGAAAUGGAAAUCGAGCUCAUUGGAAGUGACAAAUAUGCUGCAAGAUUUGGGGAAUCUAUAGUGAAUCUUGGCGACCUUGAUAAUGAUGGCUUUGAAGAUGUUGCUAUUGGAGCACCGCAAGAAGAUGACUUGAAAGGUGCUGUUUACAUAUACAACGGCCGAGCUGAUGGGAUCUCAUCAGUCUUCUCACAGAGAAUUGAAGGUCUUCAGAUCAGCAAAUCAUUGAGUAUGUUUGGACAGUCUAUAUCUGGACAAAUAGAUGCAGAUCAUAAUGGGUAUGUAGACCUAGCAGUUGGUGCUUUCCAGUCUAGUUCUGCUGUGCUGUUAAGGACAAGACCUGUCGUGAUUGUGGAAGCCUCUUUAAGCCAUCCUGAAUCAGUAAACAGAACACAUUUUGACUGUGUUGAAAAUGGACUGCCAUCUGUGUGCAUGGAUCUCACACUCUGUUUCUCAUAUAAGGGCAAAAAGGUCCCCGGCUAUAUUGUCUUGUUUUAUAACAUGAGUCUGGAUGUAAGCCGGAAAGCAGAGUCUCCAUCAAGAUUCUAUUUUUCUUCCAAUGGGACUUCUGAUGUGAUCACAGGAAGCAUACGGGUGUCAAGUGGAGUCACAAACUGCCACACUUACCAAACAUUCAUGAGGAAAGACGUGCGAGACAUCCUCAGCCCGAUUCGGAUCGAAGCAGCUUAUCACCUGGGCCACCACGUCUUCAGUAAACGGAGUGCAGAGGAGUUCCCCCCACUGCAGCCCAUUCUACAACAGAAAAAGGAAAAAGACAAGAUUGAAAAGACAGUAAACUUUGCAAGGUUUUGUGCCCAUGAAAAUUGUUCUGCUGAUUUGCAGGUUUCUGCGAAAAUCGGAUUUUUGAAGCCACAUGAAAGUAAAACCUACCUCGCCGUUGGAAGUAUGAAGACAUUAAUGUUGAAUGUGUCUUUGUUGAAUGCCGGAGAUGACGCCUAUGAAACAACUUUACAUAUCAAACUACCCUCAGGUCUUUAUUUCAUUAAGAUUUUAGAUCUGGAAGAGAAGCAAAUAAGUUGUGAAGUAACAGACAACUCUGGCAUAGUAAGACUUGACUGCAGUGUUGGUUAUAUAUAUGUAGAUCAUCUAUCAAGGGUCGAUGUGAGCUUUCUCCUGGACGCGAGCUCACUCAGCACAGCAGACGAGGACCUUAACAUCACCGUGCACGCCACCUGUGAAAAUGAAGGGGCUUGGGACAGUCAGAAGCAUAGCAAAGUGACUGUGACUGUACCUCUGAAGUAUGAGGUCAUGCUGAGUGUUCAUGGGUUUGUAAGCCCAACUUCAUUUGUGUAUGGACCAACAGAAGAAAAUGAACCUGAAAUGUGCAUGGAAGAGAAAAUGAAUUUCACUUUCCAUGUUAUUAACACCGGUCCUAGCAUGGUUCCCAAUGUUAGUAUGGAAAUAAUGAUACCUAAUUAUUUUAUGCCCCAAACCCUUAUGCUUUUCAACAUUUUGGAUGUCCAGACUACUGCUGGAGAAUGCCAUUAUAAUGAUUACCAAAGAAAGUGUGCAUUAGAGCAGCAAAAAAGUGCAAUGGACACUAUGAAAGAUUUGUUUGUGGUUUUCUCAAGGACAGAUAAGAUGUCAUUGUACUGCAUGAAGUCUGAUCCAUAUUGUUUACGUUUCUUCUGCAAUUUUGGGAAAAUGGAGAGUGGCAAAGAAGCCAGCGUUGAUAUUCAGCUAGAGGGACGGCCCUCGCUUUUAGUAAUGGAUGAAACUUCAGCACUAAAGUUUGAAAUCAGAGCAACAGCUUUUCCAGAAUCAAAUCCAAAAAUCAUUGAACUGAACAAGGAUGAGAAGGUUGCACAUGUUCUACUGGAAGGGAUACAUCAUCAGAGACCAAAACGUCUUUUCACUGUGGUCAUUGUCUCAAGCAGUUUGUUCCUGGGACUUACUCUACUCUUAUUAAUUUCCUGUGUGAUGUGGAAGGCUGGCUUUUUUAAAAGACAGUACAAAUCUAUCCUACAAGAAGAAAACAGAAGGGACAGCUGGAGUUAUGUGAACAGUAAAAGCAAUGAUGAAGAGUAAAGAUCUCUCUCAAAUUGAGAGACUAAAUUUAAAACAAUGUUUACCAAAAAAAUUGCAUUUUCCUUGGACGACUGCUGUUUCUUAAGAAAUUCUAACAAGUCAAAGUCAACCCUCACUUGAAAACACUAAGCCUUUCAAUUUAAACUUCAGACUGAACUUCUUACUAUACACUGGUUUCAACUUUGUGGAUAGUUCCUAAUAUAGCUUCCCUGUGAUUGUGAUUUUAUUAAAAAAAAAACAGUAUUAAAGAAUCUUAAUUUAUAUUGUGAAACAGCUGGUUGUAAUGAUAUUCAUCAUUCUGAAUAUCAAAUAUAAACUGUAAAAUACAGAUUUGUUAUAUGGAAAUCUUUAAUAUAAUAGUUUUUUAUCUGGAUUAUAAACAUUCAUCUUUGUAAAUAUAGAAGUUUAUAUUUCUACCAAUGUAUUUGAAAAUGAUCAAAUAAGGAAAGUCUCAUUAUGAUGUGUCUAACAUUAACCUCCUUCAUGAACUUAAUGCAGGAUCAAGCAAACACAGUUCCCUACUGAACCAGUUUAAGAAAAUUGAGGAUGUGUACCUUUAGGUAUUGAUUAAAAUUCAGUAAGUUGAAGCAUUCUAUUUCAUACAUUAUAAGCAGUUACAUGUUACUUUGGAAUCAUUCAUGUCCUCCACGCUUACUCCAUAAAGAUUGAUGAGUCUUGGAUGAAGUCUAUAGAAUAUACAUAAAUUGAAUAUGGUGAGUAAUAAGUCAGUACUGUGAAUCUACCGUUACCAAUUCUUAAACUAAACCAUAAUCUAACGUGCUACCUGCAUAGACUUUUCUAUCUGUGCUUGUCAGCACAUGGCUCAGGUCUCCACUUUUUUAUACAAUAAAAUAUUUGAUGGAAACAGUGCAAUAUGGUGAGAGGACUCAAAACAAAGAAAAUACCUAUCCUUUACAUAAAAAUUGGUGAAUAAAUUCAGUUAUUUUGUA